Sinocyclocheilus rhinocerous is the source of this 1628-nucleotide messenger RNA. Its product is annotated as transducin beta like 1 X-linked. Gene Ontology annotation, biological process: regulation of transcription by RNA polymerase II. Lineage: Eukaryota; Metazoa; Chordata; Actinopteri; Cypriniformes; Cyprinidae. The record is from RefSeq and is a predicted model, not a curated record. Gene Ontology annotation, cellular component: histone deacetylase complex. Gene Ontology annotation, molecular function: protein binding; transcription corepressor activity. The transcript has 11 exons.
GUAGGGCGCUCACUAGGUAUUGGUCACCGCCCGCAUCGCUCUGCUAUAGUAAGUGCGUGCGCGCUGCUGCUGUCUUCCGACGCUCCAUUUCUGUGAGAAACACACAGGAAACUUGCCUAAAAACACACAGGAUCCACACUUAAACGUUAGCUUUGGCAGUCGAAACCUCGAUUGUUGUUUCUCGUCGAUCUUUUAGCGGACUACCGCCGAUAACGAGCCGAGCGCUGAGGGGAAAUCCGACCGAAGAUGGGCGCAAAGUCGCGGGUCGCACACUGAAGUUGGAGGAUAUUUUCCCGGUGGAAGUGAAAGAGAAGCGACAGCUUGAUUCUUGACGGGGCUGAUAGUGAGCUCCAGCGUCGCUCAUCCUCUGAGGUGGAGCUAAGAUGAGCAUUACCAGUGAUGAAGUCAACUUUCUGGUCUACAGAUAUCUGCAGGAGUCAGGUUUCUCUCACUCGGCGUUCACGUUUGGCAUCGAGAGCCACAUCAGUCAGUCGAACAUCAACGGGACUCUGGUGCCUCCCGCGGCCCUCAUCUCCAUCCUGCAGAAAGGCCUUCAGUACGUGGAGGCCGAGAUCAGCAUCAACGAGGAUGGCACAGUGUUUGACGGCCGGCCGAUAGAGUCGCUGUCGCUCGUCGAUGCUGUGAUGCCAGACGUGGUUCACACCAGACAGCAGGCCUUCAGAGACCAACUCGCUCUGCAGCAGCAGCAGCAAGCCAACAGCUCCAGCAACUCAAGCGCGGCUCAGUUCCACGCCACCAAGAACGGAGAAACCGCGGUCAACGGAGAGGAGAUCGGCACCCACACGCUCCAUAAUCAUUUGGAGGCGAUGGAGAUGGACGACGAGGUCCAGAUUCCCGCCACGGUGUUGAGAGGUCACGAGUCGGAGGUCUUCAUCUGCGCCUGGAACCCCGUCACUGACCUCUUGGCCUCAGGCUCUGGCGACUCGACGGCGCGCAUAUGGAACCUGAUUGAGAACAGCAGCGGCGGCUCGACUCAGCUGGUCCUGCGGCACUGCAUCCGAGAGGGAGGUCAGGACGUUCCCAGCAACAAGGAUGUGACCUCACUAGACUGGAACAGUGACGGCACUCUAUUAGCAACCGGAUCUUAUGAUGGAUUUGCAAGAAUAUGGACAAAAGAUGGUAAUCUCAGCAGCACACUCGGCCAGCAUAAAGGACCCAUAUUUGCACUCAAGUGGAACAAGAAAGGCAACAGCAUUCUGAGCGCUGGAGUCGAUAAGGUCAGUAUCUACAGUUGAGGUCACAAUGAGAAGUUGAUGUGGUGUUUAUUAACUCCCGCAGCUCCGGCGCUGGACGUGGACUGGCAGAACAACAGCACCUUCGCCUCCUGCAUGAUUGAUAUGUGCAUCCAUGUGUGCCGCCUGGGAAGUGAGCGUCCACUCAAGACCUUUCAAGGGCACACGAAUGAAGUGAACGCCAUUAAAUGGGAUCCGUCUGGAAUACUGCUGGCUUCCUGCUCAGACGACAUGACGCUAAAGAUCUGGAGUAUGAAGCAGGAUUCAUGCGUUCACAAUCUUGAAGCGCACAAUAAAGAGAUUUACACCAUCAAAUGGAGCCCAACCGGCAGCGGGAGCAGCAAUCCCAACGCUAACAUGCUGCUAGCCAGGUAA